UCCGACGUCGCUGGUCCAGUUUGGUCUAGCUACAGUCAGAGUAAGAGAGGAGCAGAGCUGCGACUACAACUCUACUCACUGUUUCACCACACCGGGAGGACUGAUUCACCUGCACACGUCAGGACCAGUCCUAAAAGAUCCAGGGACUUCAAGUCAAGUCUCAUCUGGAUUUCGUCGUCAUCAUCAUCAUCAUCCAUUAAGUCUUCUCUCCGCGGAGGUCAGUCCAGUGUUUCAAGCUGGACGCAGGAGAGACGAGUGGGGCCGAGGGCCCAGCCUUCGUGCUUAGACACAGAACUCCAAACCUUGUUGAACACACGACAGAUAGCACGCCUACAGAUCCCAUGAGCCCAAGGGAGAAAGCAGACACGCCCACUUCAGGUUCUCCAACCAGUCACCUCAGCACCUCAGAGUCAAACUCACACAAUGGGAGGGUCCCAGAGUGCAGCGAGGAGAGAAGAAAAAAUGAAGAGGAUGACAGAGGAAGAGAAGGGGAGGAGAAGGAGGAAGAGGAGGAGAGGAGCAGUGACGAAGGUUUCAUGGGAAUGACUCCGCUGCUGCAAGCUCACCAUGCCAUGGAGAGGAUGGAGGAGUUUGUACACAAGGUGUGGGAGGGCCGGUGGCGCGUCAUACCUCACGACGUGCUCCCCGAUUGGCUGAAGGACAACGACUUCCUGCUUCAUGGCCACAGGCCGCCCAUGCCUUCGUUCCGCGCCUGCUUCAAGAGCAUCUUCAGAAUCCACACAGAGACGGGAAACAUCUGGACACAUCUGCUAGGCUGUUUGUUUUUCCUCUGUCUGGGUCUCAUGUACAUGUUCAGGCCCAACAUGUCUUUCGUGGCUCCGGUCCAGGAGAAGGUGGUGAUCGGGAUGUUUUUCCUGGGCGCCAUCCUCUGCCUCUCGUUCUCCUGGCUCUUCCACACAGUUUACUGCCACUCUGAGGGCGUCUCCAGAGUCUUCUCCAAGUUGGACUACAGUGGGAUCGCCUUCCUGAUCAUGGGCUCGUUCGUCCCCUGGUUGUAUUACUCCUUCUACUGCUCCCCUCAGCCCUGCUUCAUCUACUUGAUAGUGGUAUGCAUAUUGGGAUUGGCCGCCAUCACCGUCUCCCAGUGUGACUUCUUCGCCACGCCGCAGUACAGAGGAGUCAGAGCAGGCGUGUUUGUGGGUCUGGGUCUGAGCGGCGUGGUUCCCAGCCUGCACUUUGUCAUCAGCGAGGGUCUGAUCAAAGCGACCACCAUGGGUCAGAUGGGCUGGCUGCUGCUUAUGGCGACGCUCUACAUCACGGGAGCCUGUCUGUACGCCGCUCGCAUCCCCGAGAGGUUCUUCCCUGGCAAGUGUGACAUCUGGUUCCACUCCCACCAGCUGUUCCACAUCUUGGUGGUCGCAGGAGCUUUUGUUCAUUUCCACGGCGUCUCGAACCUGCAGGAGUUUCGCCACCAGGCUGGAGGGGGCUGCGCCGAGGACGGCACUCUCUAACGCACACGAACUGACUCAGUCAUGUACACACACACAUCUUAUGGGGAGGCACUGGUUCUUAUAUUAUGCACAGAAUUACACACACACACACACACACACACACACACACACAAACACACAAAAUCUGAGAUAUUCUCCCACUAAACUGAAGACUGAUGUGGCUUGUGUGGUGUCUGUGUGCGUAAUAGACAGUGUGGCCUCCAAAGGGGCGCAUUAAAACUGACUGACGAGGGUCUUUGUUCUCUUCGUCCCUCUGUCUGGCUAUCUGUCUGUCGACCUCCACCUCUUCUGGCUCUGUUGCUUCUUCUAUAAAACCACUCCAAGAUGGUGUGUUUUAUAAACCAGUUUUUGAGACUCUGCUUUCUCCAGGAAAUAUCUCUGUUUGUUUGUGAGGGAGGCAAGGUGUUUAAAACAACCUUUCAUUAAUGCUACAUUUUCUUCUGUGUUGAGUUCUGACAUUUAAGAGUUUUGGGGUUUGAUUUGAAAAAGGAAGCAUUAUUGUGGCUUUAAAAAAGACAUUUUGAGGUGUUUUUUGCUGAUGCUGUUUUUCUAAAUCACACUUUAAGAGCGUAAGAAUACGAUAAAAAGAAAAGAUUUGAGUGGAUUUCUUCCAUGAUUGUGAAGGUUGCAGGGUGAGAUGUUGGAAACUGGGGUGGGCAAGUGGUGAAUAGUCACUUUUAAAAGUACAAAAAAAAAAUGUUUUCCAUGUAAAUAAGAUUUCUAAAUUUUGGGUUAUAGAUUUGUAUGAAAUAUAUAUAAAAAAAAAAAAAAAUGUUAUCAUACGAUGGCAGGAAUAAAUAAAUAUGUUACAUGAUGAAUCAAUUAAAGAUGAGGAAGAGAGGUUUUGUAUCUUCACUGGCUCUUACAUUGAAGUGCAUUGAAUAAUACAAUAUAACUGCGGUUGGUGGGAAACACUUCAAGUAGCCUUUAAAUGCAAGGAUGAAAUGGUAGAGGCAGGAAAUAUACAGCACAACAUCUGAAUCUUAUUUAACAAACAGCGAUUUCAAAAGUGGUGUUUUGUCGCCAGUUUAGGUUGAACGCGACAACUUUUCUGUCCCUAAAAACCUCGAAAUAUAAACUAGGAGACAUCUGAACGACUGUCCUCUACUCAGUACUUUCCACUUUUGUGUUGACCCUGCACCCUUGUGUUUGUCAGGCAUCACAUAGCCGGAGAACAGAUCUCAAAUCAGGCCUUAUGAAUAAAACGUUCCCAUGCGAACAUUUGUGCUUAAAACCAAAUCUAAGUCAAAACUAUGAUAUAAAGAGUCCUAUUGAUAUGUAGCCAUUCUUCUUAUUGUAAAUUGUCUGAUAUGUUGAAAGAUAAUUUCCAUGACACCAAAAUAAGUUGAUUCUUUUCUAUGAUAUGCCCUGAAAUGAUUUGUUAAAACAUAUCAAGCAUAACGUGAAGAUAUUUUUUAUAACAAGGCCCCAGAUUCAUAUUUAUGAUUUUUGUAAAACUGCAGUAUAAUUACAAUAGAUAUGCAGUUCAUUGUCGUCCUCCUUUUGGAUACUCUGUCUGAAAACAUGUUUUUCUUUUUGAUUGGAUUGCAUUUUAAUUUAUCCACUAUAGUUUUGGGUAUUAUUAUUGCAAGCUUUGUUUUCUCCUUUUUUUCCUUCUUUUCUACUAUUUAUCACUGGUUUCUUGCAUUGAGCCAGAAAUCAUGUGAGUACUAAGUAUCUCUCGCCCUAAAAAUGUCAAAAAAACAAGUCUCCUCUAAAGAUCUGAUACAGUUAACUACUUAACUACAUGAACUGCCUCAUAUAUGGAGACUUGGCGAUUAAAACAAGGGGAACCUUUUAAAAAUUGUGUUUUCUGGCAAUACGAAAAUCUCGCUCCAGCACAAUAGAAACACACAAAACACAACAAUUCUGAGCUUAUCAUGAACUGUAUGUCUAUGAUAGUUUGAAAUUGAGGUUUGCACGUUUCUAUUUGAUGGCAGCUUUUUCUGAGCAGUAAUUUGAACACAAUUUCGAAUUUUUUCUUUUCUAUUUUCUAUUUUCUAUUUUUCAUUUUCUGUUUUAUUUUAUCUAGUUUAUUAAUUUAUUUCUCUUGGUGAGCGCAAAUUGUCUGUUGCAGCACACGUUCCAUUAUGAUGGGAUGAGUGGUUGAUUGCAAUAGACCUUUAUAUCUGCUGUA
Molecule: messenger RNA, 3609 nt
Organism: Anoplopoma fimbria (sablefish)
Lineage: Eukaryota; Metazoa; Chordata; Actinopteri; Perciformes; Anoplopomatidae
Gene: adipor2
Product: adiponectin receptor 2
Exons: 8
Coding region: 342-1472 (376 amino acids)
Biological process (GO): adiponectin-activated signaling pathway
Cellular component (GO): plasma membrane
Molecular function (GO): signaling receptor activity
Source: RefSeq, a predicted model, not a curated record